UAAACAGCCCUCUGCUUAUUCCAGAGGUGUCGGCCCUUGCACUGGGGGCCGAGGAGUUGAGUGGGGAGUUUUUGUACAUCAAGCAGGCAUACUCUUUAGUCUGACAAGUACAUACAAGAAGUUUUGCCCUAUUUGUGAGCGAUGGCGACGUACCAGGAGUUUAUCCAGCAGCAGGAGGACCGGGACGGCGUGCGCCUGACGUGGAACGUCUGGCCGUCCAGCCGGCUGGAGGCCACGCGCCUGGUAGUGCCCGUGUCGGCACUCUAUACCCCGCUCAAGGAGAGGCCAGACCUCCAGCCGGUGCAGUAUGAUCCCGUGGUGUGCACGCGCACCAACUGUCGCGCCAUCCUCAAUCCGUGCUGCCAGGUGGACUACCGCGCCAAAAUCUGGGUCUGCAACUUCUGCUUUCAGCGUAACCAGUUUCCACCGCAGUACGCCUCCAUCACGGAGCAGCACCAGCCGGCCGAGCUGAUCCCGCAGUUCUCCACCAUCGAGUACACCAUCACGCGGGCGCAGUGUAUGCCGCCCAUCUUCCUGCUGGUGGUGGACACGUGUGUGGACGAGGACGAGCUGGCGGCACUGAAGGAGUCGCUGCAGAUGUCGCUCAGCCUGAUGCCACCCAACGCGCUCGUCGGCCUCAUCACCUUCGGCAAGAUGGUCCAGGUGCACGAGCUGGGCUGCGACGGCUGCUCCAAGUCGUUCGUGUUCCGCGGCACCAAGGACGUGACGGCGCGCCAGGUGCAGGACAUGCUGGGGAUCGGACGCGGCGGCGCGCCGCAGCAGGCGCGCGCGCCACAGCAGCCCGGCCAGCCGCAGCAGCCGCAGCAGCAGCAGGCGCAGCUCAAUAGAUUCUUGCAGCCGCUGCACAAGUGCGACAGCAACUUGACGGACCUGCUGGGCGAGCUGCAGCGCGACCCGUGGCCGGUGCCGCAGGCCAAACGUCCGCUGCGCUCAACCGGCGCCGCGCUCUCCAUCGCCGUCAGUCUGCUCGAGGUGUCAUUAGGGAUUGACUCCUCCUCUAAGGAGCCGUUCGCGAGGUGCACAUUCCCCAACUCUGGUGGGCGGAUCAUGCUGUUCGUGGGCGGCGCGUGCUCCCAGGGACCGGGCAUGGUGCUCAACGAUGAUCUCAAGAACCCCAUCAGGUCGCACAACGACAUCGAGAAGGACAACGCCAAGUACAUGAAGAAGGCCAUCAAGCACUACGAGGCGCUGGCGGGCCGCGCGGCCAACAAUGGCCACGCCGUGGACAUCUACAGCUGCGCCCUGGACCAGACCGGCCUCAUGGAGAUGAAGUACUGCUGCAACCUCAGCGGGGGUCACAUGGUGAUGGGCGACUCCUUCAACUCGUCGCUGUUCAAGCAGACCUUCCAGCGGGUGUUCGCGAAGGAUCAGCGUAACGAGUACAAGAUGGCCUUCAACGCCGUGGUGGAGGUGAAGACCUCCCGGGAGAUCAAGGUGUCGGGCUGCCUGGGACCGUGCGUGUCGAUGAACAACAAGGCGCCGAACGUGGGCGAGACCGAGGUGGGCGUGGGCGGCACGUCCCAGUGGAAGUUCUGCUCGCUGACGCCCAACACCACGCCCGUCAUCGUGCUGGAGGUGGUCAACCAGCACGGGGCGCCGAUCCCGCAGGGCGGCCGCGGCUGCCUGCAGUUCAUCACGCAGUACCAGCACUCUAGCGGCCAGAAGCGGGUCCGCGUCACCACCAUCGCCAGGAACUGGGCCGACGCCACCACGGGCAUGCAGCACAUCUCGGCCGGCUUCGACUCGGAGGCGGCGGCUGUCACCAUGGGCCGGAUGGCCGUGUGGAGGGCCGAGAGCGCCGACGGUCGGGACGUGCUUCGCUGGGUGGACCGCAUGCUGAUCCGGCUGGUGCAGAAGUUCGGCGAGUACAACAAGGACGACCCCAACAGCUUCCGGCUGUCUGAGAAUUUCAGCCUGUACCCGCAGUUCAUGUUCCACCUGCGUCGCUCGCCGUUCCUGCAGGUGUUCAACAACUCACCCGACGAGACGAGCUUCUACCGGCACAUGCUGAUGCGGGAGGACCUGACGCAGAGCCUGAUCAUGAUCCAGCCGAUCCUGUACAGCUACAGCUUCAACGGGCCGCCGGAGCCGGUGCUGCUCGACACGAGCAGCAUCCAGCCGGACCGCAUCCUGCUGAUGGACACGUUCUUCCAGAUCCUCAUAUUCCACGGCGAGACGAUUGCGCAGUGGCGCGCCGCCAAGUACCAGGAGCUGCCCGAGUACGAGAACUUCAAGCAGCUGCUGGAGGCGCCAGUGGACGAUGCGCAAGAGAUCCUGCAGACGCGCUUCCCGAUGCCGCGCUACAUCGACACGGAACAGGGCCACUCGCAGGCGCGGUUCCUGCUGCACAAGGUGAACCCGUCGCAGACGCACAACAACAUGUACGCCUACGGCGGCCAGGACGUGGCUAUCAGCUCAUCAGGGGAGGGCGGAGCACCGGUGCUCACCGACGACGUCAGCCUGCAGGUGUUCAUGGAGCACCUCAAGAAGCUGGCCGUCUCCUCUCAGGCCUAGGAGGCCUCCCCUGCAGCUGCGGCGCCCGUCCGAUGAGACGUGGCCAGCGGUGGUGCUGGUCCAGUGGGACGACAGCGGUGGUGCUGGUCCAGUGGGACGGCGGCGGUGGUGCUGGUCCAGUGGGACGGCAGCGGUGGUGCUGGCCCAGUGACUUGGUUCAGCUAUUGCCCAGUGACAAGCGAUCAGCUGCACUGGGGUCGACGAUUCAGUAGCGUGUGAUCUGGCUGCGAGACGGUGCUGUUUUGUUGGAUGUGGGUAACGUGUGAUGUGAACUGCUGUUUAUUAGUAGAUUUUCAAUCUCGCUCGUGCUAUACUUUAUCGUACAGUUAGACGCCUACAACAGUAUGAAUAUACUUUGC
This is a messenger RNA of Pollicipes pollicipes, 2894 nucleotides long. Its product is annotated as protein transport protein Sec23A-like. Gene Ontology annotation, molecular function: zinc ion binding; GTPase activator activity. Gene Ontology annotation, cellular component: COPII vesicle coat; endoplasmic reticulum exit site. The coding region runs from base 142 to 2535 and encodes 797 amino acids. The record is from RefSeq and is a predicted model, not a curated record. The transcript is spliced from 20 exons. NCBI's taxonomy places the organism in Eukaryota, Metazoa, Arthropoda, Thecostraca, Pollicipedomorpha, Pollicipedidae. Gene Ontology annotation, biological process: endoplasmic reticulum to Golgi vesicle-mediated transport; COPII-coated vesicle budding; COPII-coated vesicle cargo loading.